This is a messenger RNA of Zingiber officinale, 2073 nucleotides long. Its product is annotated as AP2-like ethylene-responsive transcription factor BBM2. The transcript has 8 exons. Gene Ontology annotation, biological process: regulation of DNA-templated transcription. The coding region runs from base 1 to 2073 and encodes 690 amino acids. NCBI's taxonomy places the organism in Eukaryota, Viridiplantae, Streptophyta, Magnoliopsida, Zingiberales, Zingiberaceae. Gene Ontology annotation, molecular function: DNA-binding transcription factor activity; DNA binding. The record is from RefSeq and is a predicted model, not a curated record.
AUGGCUUCCAUGAAUGACUGGUUAGCCUUCUCUCUUUCCCCGCAGGAGGUGCCGAAUUCCUCACAAAUCCCUCAUCUCAUCUCCUCGCUCGCGGCCGGUGUCUCCGGUAGCAGCUACGUCGACGAUCCUCCGAUGGGGAUACCGACCAUCAGAAACGAUGGCUCUUUCGGUGUCUUAGAGGCCUUCCAUCGACCUGUGCACCAAAACCAUGACUGGAACCUGAAGAUCUUGGACUUCAAGGGCGCCGGCUCGCCGUCUGAGUUGUCGAUGCUGGUUGGGUCCAGCAGAAGCUACCGGAACCACACCGGCAUUCAUGACGACCAGGAGGAGCCCAAACUCGAAGACUUUCUCGGCGGAAACGACUCCUUCGCCGAUCACGACCAGAAAGCAGUGCUUCCCGACUACAUGUUCCCGGUGCAAGACGCUUCCGUCGUCUUGACACACGAUCACGGAGCCGGCGGCCUGAUCCACACCGUCGGGUCUUUCUCCGGAAGCAGCAGCGGCAGCAACAACAACUCCAUCGGGCUGUCGAUGAUCAAGACGUGGUUGAGGAACCAACCGGCCGGCACCGUCGACAGAAUCACUGACCGCGAAAUGGUGGCGGUCGCCGGAGAGAGUAGCAGCAGCGCGGGCAAUGCGACGAAUAUUGCGGCGUACGCGAACACGAACGCGCCGCAGGGGCUGUCGUUGUCGAUGAGCACCGGGACGCAGUCGAAAAGCGGCUCUGGCGCCGUCCUACCGCUGCUGCCUCCAGUCGCAAUGGGCGGCGGCGGCGAGAGUUCCUGCUCCAACAGCAAGCAGAAAGGGGCAGGAAUCGGGCAGCUCGAUGCCCAAACAGGUGCAAUCGAAGCGAUCUCAAGGAAACCGGCGGACACAUUCGGCCAAAGAACUUCCAUUUACCGGGGCGUCACAAGGCAUAGAUGGACAGGUAGAUACGAGGCUCAUCUGUGGGACAAUAGUUGCAGAAGAGAAGGACAGACUCGCAAAGGUAGACAAGUCUAUUUAGGUGGAUAUGACAAAGAAGACAAGGCAGCAAGGGCCUAUGAUUUAGCUGCUCUCAAGUAUUGGGGUCCCGCGACCACUACCAAUUUCCCAAUAAGCAAUUAUGAGAAAGAGAUGGAGGAGAUGAAACACAUGACGAGGCAGGAACUUGUUGCAUCUCUUAGAAGAAAAAGCAGUGGAUUCUCUAGGGGUGCUUCCAUUUAUCGUGGAGUUACUAGGCAUCACCAGCAUGGUCGAUGGCAAGCAAGAAUAGGAAGAGUAGCCGGAAACAAGGACCUCUACUUGGGAACUUUCGGUACACAGGAAGAGGCCGCCGAGGCGUACGACGUGGCGGCGAUUAAAUUCCGCGGUCUCAACGCGGUGACCAACUUCGACAUGAGCCGCUACGACGUCAAGAGCAUCCUCGAGAACAGCACCCUCGCCAUCGGCGGCGGAGGAGCCAAGCGGCUCAAGGAAGCCGCAGCCGAAGACCGCGCGGAGGCCAGGGUCCACGGGCACCUGAUCCGGGCGGCUACCGCUGAUGAUCACGGCCGGCACCUCCUCGCCCCCGGAGAGCACUUCGAUGCAGCCGGCUUCGGCUGGCCCACCAUCGCCUUCCGCCAGCCACCCGGGCAGGUGGAGAACUCUUCGCCGCUCGCACUACAGUAUCACCCCUACGCCCCGCCGCCGCAGCGCGCGGGGUGGUGCAAGCAGGAGCAGGAGGCGGCGCACGGCGGGCACGGCCUCCGUCAGCUCCGCUUGGGCGGAGCGCACAACUUCUUCCUCCAGUCGUCACCGGCCAACGCCGUUCUCCACGACUUAGUCACCUUGGAGUACUCGCCGCUCGAGCCCGGAACCGGGCCGUCCAACUCGGCCGUCUAUAACGCCGGCGGCUACCAGCAGGGUGGGUUUGCGACGCCGAUGGCGGCGAUGGAUCAUCGAGGAUUGGACGCCGACGACAGCAGCGCUUAUUAUCUCGCGCAGCAUUUGGAUACCAAUAGCGCCACAUGGAUGCCGACGUCGGGUCAAGCUACGGAUUCCAGGUCCGUCGCCGGAGCAUCAUUCUUGAGGGCGUGGAAUAAUGAUGGAUGA